Scophthalmus maximus (turbot) is the source of this 3977-nucleotide messenger RNA. RefSeq names its product death-domain associated protein (gene daxx). Gene Ontology annotation, molecular function: histone binding. The transcript is spliced from 11 exons. NCBI's taxonomy places the organism in Eukaryota, Metazoa, Chordata, Actinopteri, Pleuronectiformes, Scophthalmidae. Bases 350 to 2563 code for a protein of 737 amino acids. The record is from RefSeq and is a predicted model, not a curated record.
GACGGGACUUUAGCGGGUACACUUUUCGAUGUCGGGUCGACAGCGCAGCCAAGUUGACGAGCGUUGUUUUAGUAAACAGAAAGUCGGCGUGAUUGAAAACAGGGAGUCGCCGAUUCGCUGGUGUAAUUAGUUGUGUAAUUGAAACGACAGCAACACUAGUAUGCGGACUUCGCUUCCGGUUCGUUCUUUUCUCACUUACUUAGCAAAGUCCCGGCAGCGCUAACAAGCCGCCCGAUGCUAACGCUAGCUAGCACAGUCUUCACCAGGAUGCGUCGCGGAGGAGACGGUUCUCCCCUCGUCGUCGCGUCGAGCUGCUCAUAAACAAGAGCAGAAGCAACCAGUGUUUCCGAUGGCGGUGGCUCCCGCCUGGAUGGCGGACAAGAUCAUAGUGCUCGACGACGACGAGGAGGAUAGCCCCCGGCCCUCCUGCGCUGCCCCCGCCUCGUCCCCUGAGCAUCGAGCCAAGCGCGUCUCGUCGCUCAAAGCGCAGCAGCCGGCCCCCACCCACAUUACCCAGUCACCGUUUGCCACAGCGAAGAAGCACACUCAUGUCCUGAAGGCUGAGAAUGAGAGAUUGUUCACUGAGUUUGUGGAGCACUGCUCGGCUCUCACCCAGGACUGCCCCGAGGUGCUGAGCUUCCUCCAAACCAAGCAUGCCAAGGCCUCCCCGGACUACCUGUCCUCCGUGGAGUUCAGGAACGCCUUGGGCCGAUGCUUGACCCGCGCUCAGGCCAACCGCUCGAAAACCUUCGUCUUCAUCAACGAACUGUGCACGGUGCUCAGGCAGCACGCCGUCAAGAGGAGGCAGAGCCUCGUCAAGGUCGAGCCAGGGCCUUCUACCUCAACAUCAAGUACUCUCCAGUCUACCUCUGUUGAAAGUAAAGACAAGACUAAAGGUAAGAAGGACGACGACGAGGAGGAAGGGGAGAAACCCGCAGCAGCAGAAGAUGAACAACCUUCCACCUCAGGGCUGCAGGAGGACAAAGAAGAGGAGGAACAAGAGGAAGCAAAAAAGGCAAAGAGGGCGUCAAGGAAACAGAUAGCGUACCUGGAGAACCUGCUGAAGGUGUACAAUGACGAGAUCAGCCGCCUGCAGCAGGCGGAGCUGAGUCUGGACGACCUGGGAGCCGAGGACUCUAAAUACAUCCAGGAGCACAAGCUCAAGCGCAAGAUGAUGAAAAUCUAUGAAAAACUGUGUGAGCUAAAGGGCUGCAACAUCCUAACGGGCCGAGUCAUCGAGCAGAGGAUCCCCUACAAAAGCACUCGUUAUCCUGAGAUCAACAGAAGGAUCGAGCGCUACAUCAACAGUCCCGAGGCCCAGAGGAACCCUCCCGACUACCAGGACGUCCUGCAGCAGGUGUUGCGUGCCAACGAGCGCCACAAACUGUGCCUGAGCAGGAAGCAGCUGAACCAGAUGGCCCUGGAUGCCUUCAGGGAGACGGGCAGCCAAAUGCAGGAAAGACGCCACCUGGACCUGGUGUACAACUUCGGCUCGCAGCUCACCGAUCACUACAGACCCGCCACGGACCCGGCUCUCUCGGACCCGUCGCUGCAGCGAAAGCUGCGAUCGAACAGGGAGGUGGCGCUGAGCCGCCUGGAGGAGGUCAUCACCAAGUUCUCUGUCAAGCAAGAGGACACGGAGGAGAAGGAGAGGAGCAGGCGACUGGAGAAAGAGGGCAACAAAUCGGAAAAGGGAGAAGGAAACAAAGAGGUGAAUGGAGUGGCAAAGGGGGAAGAGGAAACGGUGCUGGAGGAGGAGGAGCAGGAGGAGGAGGAGGAUGACGACGACGACGAUGAUGAAGAGGAUGACUCAUCAGAUCCCGACAUCGAGGAGGAGAUCCAGGCCAGCGCUCAGCAGGAUGGACCUGACGACAAUGAGAACGAGGAAGACGACAGUAACGAGGCGGAGCAGGCGGGAGAUGACGCCGACAAGGAGGAUCAGACGAACAAGACAUCGGGAAGCGUUAAAGACGACGACGACGAGGAGGAGGAGCAGGUCACGAGUGGACUCAGUCCUCUGUCCGACGACAGCAAGUCCCACAUUUCUCCGCCCGACGUCGCCUCCCCGACAGACAGCCCCAGCCAAUCGGAGCCCAUGCAGACCGAGGCCCAGAGGCCGCUGUCGAAUGGAAAACUCGCCGGGCCGGAGGAGCCCCUGGAUUCCUCCAAUCAGGUCGCGGACGCCUCUCCGGUAGCAGCCAAUGGGCCGUCUUCGCCCCCGCCGUCAGCGGCGACCUCGGAGAAGUCGGGCACGCAGCACACCAUCGGCACGUCGCCGCCGCCGAGCCCCAGAGCCACGAGGAGCGGGAAGAGAAAGAGGGAGGAAGUGACAUCAGAGAAGUCCCACAACUCAAAGCACAUAAUCAUCCAAGACAGCGAGGUCAAUAUCCCUCUGGAUAUGGGCGUUUUUUGCUGCAACUCUCCGCAAGCCGUCCGAGCGCAGACUCCGCCCCAGGACCUGGUGAGCAGCUCGCAGUCGACGCCGCCUCCCAAGAAGAACAAGGUCAACGUGGCGACCCAGUGUGACCCGGAUGAGAUCAUCGUCCUGUCAGACUCCGAGUGACCUUUCACCUUUGACCCCCCAACCCCGUCACUAGUACUGCAGAGAUUCUUCCAUGUCUGUUCUGUGUCCUGGGGGGAAAAAGGCAGAAUAGUUGAGAAAGUGCUGAUAGAAAUCUACAAAGUCAAUAUCAGGAUUUUCAGAAAGACGGGGAAAACUAUAAAUUCUGUACCUCGCGUCACCUGAUCACCAAACAAAAAACAUAACCAUAACUCUUUUCUGUGAACUACUUCAAUAAAAUAAUCAUGAGCUAAUGAUAACAGGGAAGAUUGUGAGCAGGAUGUUUUCUCUUGGGAAAGACCAGAGCUGCGUCAGGCCACGUACACUUUUUUCGUUUUUCAACAUCGGCUGACGUCGACCUCGGCUGAUUCUCUCGUCAUCUUCUGCUUUCAGCACAGACGUCGUGAACGCUACGAGCAGUCUCCUGCCUGUCGGUGCAAAACUACUGAUGCUUCUGUGGUACGAGUCGGUAGUAGCAUGGAAUUUUUUAUAAUUAUUAUUUUUUUGGUUCCAUGACACAAACCCUGGACUCUAGUUUCUGUGCUUCAGAUAAAAAACAAAAACAAACCAGUGCCUGAAAACAUGAACUGCGUUCGCAGUUGGACAUUUGUUUUCUCGAAGGCUGCGACGGCUUCCUGCCGGUUGGUUUAUAUUUUUAUAUUCCACUCGCUUAUUUUUCCAUAAAGAGAGGGACGUGUGUGUGUGUGUGUCUGUCUGUAUGAGACCACAUCGUUUUACUUGCUGUUGCUAUUUAUGAUGUGUUAUGAGUGAGCGACUUGUGUGAACCUGCAUUAGCAGAUUUUUAAUAAAUUGUUUCCCCUCAAACAUAUUUCUUUUUUUUUUCUUCUUUUUUUUCCUUCAUUCACACCAGUGGCUGCUGCAGACUCACCCAAUAGUUUUCCUAUUGAUUAAUGAAUUGAUAUUAUAAUAAUAAUAUGUUAUAUUUUUCUUACUGUGAACAAAUUCCACCACAAAAAAGACCAAAACUUGACACUGUACUUUCAGUCCGACACACCAACCUGAUGCUGGAAAUAUUCACCAGAGCAUUAAAUCAAGAGGAACAUUGUGUCUUUUCUUAGUAAUAUUUGCUAACAAAAUCCCCUAAAAAAUGUGAUUUUCAAACUAUUUACUUAUGACUCAAUUUUAAAGAUUUACAUCUGCAGCAGGUCCUUUGGUCUUUUUUUAUGGCUUUUUUUUGACAAUAAGGGAAACACAGGAUAUUGCCAGGUUUAUUAUGCUUUAGGAUUCUUUUAUCCUGAUAAACACUUUUUUUUCUCUUUCACCUGAAUUCUGAAUUUUAUAAAAAUUUUACCACGUGAAAUUAUAUUUUUUGGGGGGGGAAAUGCUCAUUUCAUUCACUGUGAAUCUGUUUCCUUUUCUUAAUUUUUGAUAAAAUAAAAUGAUAAGUUUUGUAACA